This is a messenger RNA of Lithohypha guttulata, 600 nucleotides long. RefSeq names its product Coenzyme Q-binding protein coq10, mitochondrial (gene COQ10). The coding region runs from base 1 to 600 and encodes 199 amino acids. The transcript has a single exon. Gene Ontology annotation, molecular function: ubiquinone binding. Gene Ontology annotation, cellular component: mitochondrion. Lineage: Eukaryota; Fungi; Ascomycota; Eurotiomycetes; Chaetothyriales; Trichomeriaceae. The record is from RefSeq and is a predicted model, not a curated record. Gene Ontology annotation, biological process: ubiquinone biosynthetic process; cellular respiration.
AUGAAGCAUUGGGGUCGCGCCUUCCCUGCAUUACUAUCACGAUCCUCACUAUUGCUACGCCCAGAGCAUCAGACUCGUACCUUCCUAGACUCAAUUCUGAGCUCGGCUCUGGGUGCUUGCCCAUUAAGAAACCUCACGCAUACCAAAACACUACCGUACUCAGCAUCUUCUAUAUUCAAAGCAGUGUCAGAUGUGUCAGGCUAUCCAGCAUUCCUACCAUUCACAGUCUCUUCAAACGUCGCGAAUCGUGAUGAAAGAGGAUACCCUACACGAGCUAGUCUGAAGAUUGGGUACGAAAAGUUUGGGUUGGAGGAAAUCUGGGACAGUAAGGUCAAAUGUGAUCCCGAGAGUGGAACAGUAGAAGCACAGAGCAGCGAGGCAAACAGCCAGGGCUUGUUCGAGGUGCUGCAGACGAAAUGGCAUAUCAAGCCUGCCCAAGGAGCGAACCAGACAUCCGUCAAGCUGGACCUGAAUGUAAAGUUCAGAAAUCCUGUCUAUGACCAGAUGUUUGCACAAGUCGAGGGGAAAGUGGUCAAUGUCAUGAUUUCAGCUUUUGAGAAAAGAGUAAAAGAGCUGGAAGCUGCGAAAAAAGCGACUUGA